AUGGCAACUGAUGGUGGAAGCGGAACAAGUUGUUAUAGUUUCCCAUUAAACCUAAGGCAUGAGGAGUAUGAUGAUGAUGGGGGUGAGGAGUAUGUUGAUGAUGGUAGUGAGGAGAAUGAUGAUGAUGUGGAUGAGGAGUAUGAUGAUGAUGGUAGUGAGAAGUAUGCUGAUGAUGGCAGUAAUGUAGAAGAUGAUAUAGAGUUUGAUAAAUGCAUUGAUGAAAAUGUGGAAUUUGGAGGGGUUGUAAGAAAUAAUGAAGAAACUGAACAAAGGAGAGUAGAAACUAUUUUAGGUGAAAAUGUGGACUUAUCUGGUGAUAGGGAAGUUCUGGAAAGUGAUGAAGAAGUCCAAGGGGAUGUGUGGCAGGCUGGUAGGCCUAGAGGUCAAGAUAAUGCUCCAGUAUUAUGGAUUGAGAGGACAUUCACAACUAAAAAAGAUUUUAAAGGAGCAGUUUUAGAGUAUGGAAUAAGAAAUGGGAAAGAGUUGAAGUACAUCAAGAAUGACAAGGUCAGAGUUGUAGCAAUUUGUACCCAUGAGUGUUGCAAUUGGAAGAUCACAUUGAGAAGAGUGCCAGAUGAGGUGUGCUGGAGGGUACUAAGUUUCAAUGAUAACCAUGAAGGUUGCACAUGGAGUGAGAAGAAUAGACUACUGACUUCUUUAAAAGUAGCAAAUAAGUGGAAGAAAGAACUUAAAGAUAACUCCAAAAUGACAAUGCAUGAAUUCAGGAAAAAGAUUUGGACUUCUGGGCAUUACAGUUUGAGUUCUAGACAAGCCUAUAAGGCAAUGACCUUUGCUAAGAGAGAUAUUAAAGGAGAAGCUGAAGAUAACUUCAAAAAAAUAUGGUCUUACGAUGCUGAAAUCCGGAAAACAAAUCCCAUGUCAAGAUUUUUUAUUAAGUUAAGUGAUGAUGGAGGCAUGGAAAGGCUUAAGAGAGUAUACGUGUGUUGGGAAGCUUGUAGGGAAGGUUUCAAGUAUUGUAGGCCAUUAAUUGGUGUUGAUGGUUGUCAUCUGAAGGGUAGGGUAGGUAUGCUACUGACUGCAAUUUCAAUAGAUGGGAAUGAAGGGAUUUUUUCACUUGCAUAUGCUUUUGUUGAAGGAGAGAAUAAAGACAGUUGGUGUUGGUUUCUAAAGUUAUUGCAGAGGGACUUGGAAACCAUUGAAAUCAAUGAAAAUAACCUAACAUUUAUGUCCGACAAGCAAAGGGGUUUGAUACCAGCUUUUCAUGAGGUUUUUCCUAGGGCAAGUCAUAGAUUCUGUGUCAGGCAUUUACAUGGCAAUAUGAGAGUGGUAGGUUUUAUUGGACAACCAAUAAAAGAUGCAUUGUGGAAGGCUGCUAGAGCAACAACAGUGAAUACCUUUACAACUGCUUUUAGGGAGUUAAAGGAUCUGGAUGUGAAGGCAUUUGAGUGGUUGGCAGAUAAGCAUCCAGCAGAAUGGUCAAGGUCACACUUCAACACAAGGGCUCAAUCAGAUAUGCUGGUUAAUAAUAUCUGUGAAAGUUUCAACUCCAUGAUCCUUGAUGCAAGAGAGAAUCCUUUGAUCACUUGCUUAGAGAUUUUAAGAAAACAACUUAUGGUCCGGAUUUAUGAGUGUAAGACUAGGGCUUCAAAAUGGCCUGGACCUAUAUGUCCAAAUAUUGUUAAAAAACUAGAUAUUGUUGAGCAACAAGCUGGGUCCUUUUGGUGUUAUCAAAGCAGUGAGACUUUGUUUGAAGUCAUAGGGCCAGUGGAUCAACAUCAAGUGGAUUUGGGAAGACAUAGUUGCUCUUCUAGAAAGUGGGAACUAACAGGGAUCCCUUGUAGACAUGCAGUCUAUGCAAUUUGGAAAAAGUAUGGCAAAGGACCUGUUUAUGAUUAUGUUCAUCCAUGUUAUUCGGUCCAGACUUAUAAGAAAACUUAUGAAGGUUGUAUUCAUCCAAUUGCUGGACCUGAUGAAUGGCCUAUCAUUCAAAGGGAGCCACCAUUGCCAGUUUGCCACCAUUAUACAAAACACAAGUUGGAAGGCCUAAGAAUUGACAUAGAGAUUACUAAUGGAUGUGAGAAUGAAACUGAUGUGAAUGAAGUUGAUCCAUUGUUGGAAGAAGUGAAUGAUUUCACCAAUUUAGAUGAUACAUUGUUGGAUGAAGUGGAUGGAACUGAUGUGAAUGGAGCUGAAGUGAAUGAUUUCACCAAUUUAGGAAAUAAUUCUUUUGAAGUGGUUAAAAUAAAAUGUUAUAAUCCAUUGUUGGACGAAUGGGAUGCAAUUCAAAUCCCAUGGGAGGUUUUUGAUAACACACAAGAACCACCAUGUGAUGGCACAGAACCAGAAGAAGCAACAUCAGAAGGCUAUGCUAGAGGACCCCCUAAGGCUAUGUUAAAGAAGGGAAGAAAACAGAAGAAAGCAUUGGGAUCAACCAGGAAAUACAAGACUAGAUCUACAUCUAUGUUCAAGAGCAAGUUCCAUGGGAACUCUAAGGAGCCAAUAGAAAUUGAGUAG
Messenger RNA from Ipomoea nil (Japanese morning glory), 2475 nucleotides. RefSeq lists its product as uncharacterized. Gene Ontology annotation, molecular function: zinc ion binding; transposase activity; DNA binding. Gene Ontology annotation, biological process: DNA transposition. The coding region runs from base 1 to 2475 and encodes 824 amino acids. The transcript is spliced from 5 exons. NCBI's taxonomy places the organism in Eukaryota, Viridiplantae, Streptophyta, Magnoliopsida, Solanales, Convolvulaceae. The record is from RefSeq and is a predicted model, not a curated record.